CAGGAUUUUAGGGUUCUUGGGAGGAAUGGGAGCAGGAAGAGCGACGCUGCGUAUCGCCAGGGCCGCGAGAUUUCUUCUCAGGCCGGCGGCGAGCACGGCUAUCGCUCGACCAAGAGCGGCAUUCUCGUUUCUUGGCGAAAGGAAUGUGGAGACAGUAGCCAGGGGUUGGAUGAGCUCUGGAUUCUAUCUCCAGCAGCAGCGGCAUUACACCGACGAUGUGGAGUUCCAGGAUGCUGGGGACGAUCUCGUGGUUUACGAUCCAAGGGCGUCGCGGAGGGCGCAAGGAAGCGGUGACGCUCUUGAGGACCUGUGGGCAAAAGUGGAUUACUCACAGGAUGCAGUGUUGGGGAUCAAGCAGUGGGAGAGAUCCGGCAACAAGCUCACGAGAUCGAUGCUCGCUAUGCUUCUUCAAAGAAUGAGGUGCCGACGAAUGCACACCAAGUCCGUCCAGAUUCUUUCAUGGCUCGUCGAGAAAAAACCCAUCGAGGUGACCGAAGGAGACUACGAGCAGCUGGUCACCUUGGCUUGCCGCGACUCGGACUAUGAAACCGCAGAGAGGUAUUUCUAUAGUCUCCCGAGUCACUUGAGCAAGUGGCCAGCGUUUUCGGCGCUCGUCGCCGGCUACGCAUCCAGGAACUUGAUGGCAAAGGCCGAGAACUUGAUGAGAACGGGGACCUCGCCUCUGCCGCAGCCAUACUCGGCGAUGAUUCUCAUGUACAUCCGGAGGGCCGAGUACCAGAAGAUCGUCAAGAUCUACAAGAGUAUGAAGGCGGACGGGAUAGAGCCCAACGUGAUAACUUACACGGUGCUGCUGAAGUUCAAGGACAGGAUCGGCCCGAUCAAAGGACUGGAACAAGACGUUGAGGACGCGCUGGGAAAGAUCAAGCUCAGUGAGAUGUGCGCUGCGAAGAGGCCAGCGAUUGCCGGGAACAUGAUGCACUGCUACGCGAUGCUUGGGAAGCUGGACAAAGUGGAAGAAGUGUGGCAGCAAAUGGACCAAGAGCGUCGGCUCCCAGAAGGUUUUUUCGUCAUGGCAAUUGAGUCUCUCGCGCUACUGGGACAAGUGACCAAAGCUGAGAAGGUUGCACAGAUGAAACCAACCGCGAACGUCCAGGCUCGGCUCUUACAGGCACUGGCUCGUCACUUCGCCAAGCAAGGAAACAUGAAGAGAGUGGAGGAAAUGCUGGGUCGUGCCGACAGAUAUGAGCUGACACCAUCUUUCGGGAUUUACAACUAUCUCGUCACCGGGUACUUGGCCAGGAAGGACCCCCAGACUGCGGCCUCGAGGAUGAGAUUGGCGUUGAAAGUGGUGACCGAAGAGCGAGCAGUGCCAUCUUAUGCCGCUGUCACGGGAUUGCUUCCAUAUCUAGCAGCGGAGAAAGACGUGACGACUGCCGAGCAAAUGGUGCGGAGGUAUAGAGGCUGGACGGAUGACAACUUCCACAAGCUGCUGCUUAAUGUCUACGUAGAAGCUGGGAAAGGACCGUCUCCGGACAUAAAGUCGAGGUUCAGGCGCCUUCCCUGCGUUGGUCACGUUGAAGCCAGGCGGCUGGCUAUCAGGGCCUUCGCGUUAGAACCAUAGCCAUUGCUGCGGUGACACUACGACUACUGGAGUACUUUUCUUCUCUUCGCGACGUCAAACGGACCUCCUCGUAGCUGCGGUUAUGCAAGUUCUUAUUGAGACGAAUGGCCGAGGUCUACAAAACCGAGCAAACCAGCUUGGCUUGGCUGAAGUGAUCAUCAUACAAGCGGCUGCCGAUAAGAUUUCAAGGAGAAGAGAGCUGUACAGGGAGCUAGAGCUGGCCCGUCCCGAGUGGACGUCUGGAUCUGUCCCCCGAGGCCCACGCACGGUAGUCCUUUUCAAGCUGCAAGGCAUCAAACACAGUUUUACGAA
Molecule: messenger RNA, 1894 nt
Organism: Selaginella moellendorffii
Lineage: Eukaryota; Viridiplantae; Streptophyta; Lycopodiopsida; Selaginellales; Selaginellaceae
Product: pentatricopeptide repeat-containing protein At4g02820, mitochondrial-like
Exons: 4
Coding region: 26-1582 (518 amino acids)
Cellular component (GO): mitochondrion
Molecular function (GO): protein binding
Source: RefSeq, a predicted model, not a curated record